AUGCGGCUCUGGGCAGACUAUCUGCACUACGACCUCUUUCACUUGGAAGUACCCGUCUUUGUCGAAGAAGCACCUUUCGUACUUGAUAUUUGGAGGCAAAACUUCACCGGCGUCACAAGCCACCACUACGUCCACCAACACCAUUUUUACUUCAAGAGGGAAGGCAUUACGAAAGACAUUCGCCUCAAAAUAACGCGUUACGACGACAACACACUACUGUUCCAAGUAAAGCUCAUUCGGUAUGAAGGCGAUAACAUGGUGGUUGAAGCAUUAGAAAGUUUCGACACCCUGUGCAAGGAAUACGAGUAUCUCAUCUACCACAAGUCACUUGUGGUGUUCGAGGAUCCGACUGCGCUAAUGCUGUACUACGAUGAGGAACACUUCUUAGGAAAGCCAGCACUGAUGCAGAAGAAGUGUUCGGUACAACGGAUAGAGUUGGAACAUUUACGGAUCUCCUAUGACGCGGCCCCCUAUGCAAAAGGUCUUCACCAGCUAAGAGAACUCAAGGCGCUGUACAUCAACUGCGGACUACGAGAUUUGAAUAUUGAGGCUGUUAUCGCAGUCGCAGCGCCGUUGGCGCAGAACCGACCGGAUGUUCUGAGCAUGAUAUACGUCAAUGUUAACGAACCUGAAAAAAUCAGAUAUCGGGGUCGUAUGCGUAGAGACAAGCAUGCCGUGUCCGAACCGAGACAUAAAGUCUGGCGUGCCUUGUCCGAGACACACAAGGGCUCAAUGGUACAGCUUGAGCUUGAGAAGUUCCUGAGAAAGAAGGCUGGGUGGGAUAAGGUCAAUGCUACGAGAAAGGCGAAGAAGGAAAGAAAGCAAAGGGCCGUCGAAGCAAUGAUUGCCGGUAAGCAGGCCAAGAGAGCAGCUAGGAAGGCUGCGAAAGAUGGAGGAAUGAGAACCAAGGAGGACCACCACAUGGACCAGGAAAGUGGCUAG
Messenger RNA from Aplosporella prunicola CBS 121167, 942 nucleotides. RefSeq lists its product as uncharacterized. The record is from RefSeq and is a predicted model, not a curated record. NCBI's taxonomy places the organism in Eukaryota, Fungi, Ascomycota, Dothideomycetes, Botryosphaeriales, Aplosporellaceae. The transcript is spliced from 4 exons. Bases 1 to 942 code for a protein of 313 amino acids.